CUAAAUUGCUGUAUUCACACAGGAUCUUUCAAAGCACUGAAAAUACCCUGACAAAACUAUUACUCAAGCGAAUCACGGGAGAUGGGAAUCUAAGGGAUUGUACGGAUUAUUUUUUUGGCGGGUAAAAUUACGGAAACUCGGUGAGAGGUCGAGAGUUCACAUGUAAUUUAUCGCGGUGCAUUGUUGGUGUUAGCCUCUCACGGGAAGAUGGCGGAGACAGAACCAAAGGAUACGAGCGAAGGAACUCAAACAGAAACAAAAGAUGAGGCAGAACCAGUAACAGAACAACCGCCUAAGGAAGUCCAACCAGAGCUGCAUUCAAUGCGCAGUGUGGUUUUGACCGGCCAUGGCGGAAAUAACAAAAUUAAGGUUGAAAAGUAUGCAAGACCGAAGCCCAUGCAAGGACAAGUUGUGGUGAAAGUGCACGCAUGUGGUGUCACCUUUGCAGACUUGCUCCAAAGGCAAGGUCAUUUCCCCCUAGCCCCCAAGCCGCCUUAUGUGUGCGGAUUUGAGUGUUCAGGAGUUGUGGAGGAGUUGGGAGAGGAAGUUACAGGAAUUGAUGUUGGUGCUCGUGUCAUCUGCCUAGCACCAUAUGGUAUGUGGACGGAAUAUGCCUGUGUAGAUGCCAAAAUGUGCUAUGUGAUGCCGGAGGCCAUGACAUUUGAGGAAGGGGCAGCCAUCCCGAUAACGUACCUCACCGCUCACCUUAUCCUUUUUCAUCUGGGAAAUCUCGGCCUGCGAAAAAGUGUUCUAGUUCACAUGGCAGCUGGUGGCGUGGGUACUGCAGUGACUCAGAUCUGCAAGUCAGUGGAGGGUGUGACAGUGUUUGGGACUGCAUCAGAGAAUAAACAUGAAGCCAUCCAGGCACAAGGUGUUACUCAUCCAAUUGACUACAGGAAAGAGGAUUAUGUCAAAAAAGUCAGGGAGAUCAGUCCUGAUGGGGUUGACUUAGUCCUUGAUCCUUUGGGAGGUUCUGAGACGAAAAGAUGCUACGACCUUCUCAAGCCCAUGGGAGCCUUAAUCCAUUAUGGCAAUGCAGCUGAGAACAAGGGGAUGUUUAAGUGGUUCUCUGGUGCAAGCUUUCAGCCAUCAAAGAUGAUGUCCGAUAAUGCUACAGUUUGUGGAUUUAGUAUACUAAGGCUGUUUAAUCAACAUGAACUUCUGAACACAACAAUGGGUGAAGUAAUGAAGCUCUACAAUGAGGGCUUUGUCAAGCCAGUCAUUGACAGUGUCCUUGCUCUUGAGGAGGCGGGAAAAGCCAUGCAGAAAAUGCAUGAUCGCAAGAAUAUUGGCAAAAUGGUGCUCUCCCCUAUGAAGGAACCAGAACCAGAACCUGAGCCAGUAGAACCCCCCAAAGACAAACACAAGAAGAAGGGCAAGAAGGGCAGUGACGAGGAGGGGGAGGGGGAGGGGAAAGAGGAAGAAGAGCAGAAACCUGAGGAAGCUGACGGUGGCAAGGAAGAGGGUGCUUCAGGAGAGGAGAAGAAAGAGGAAGAAGUCACCAAAUCGGACGAGCAGAAGAAAAAGGACGAGGAUUCAAAACCAGAGGAGGCAAAACCGGAAGAGCCAAAAGAAGAUGAAAAGUCGAAGCCGGAAGAGACUAAGGCUGAAGAGGAGGCGAAACCGGAAGCGCCCAAGGCUGAAGAAGAGGCGAAACCGGGAGAAACAAAGGUGGAAGAGGAAGCCAAACCGGAUAGUUCUGAAGUUGACAGCAAAAUGUAGAGACUAGUAGUGUCCACGACCCAAGGCACAAUGAACUCUAGUGUAGCUCAAAAUCCCUCUCGCCUGGUAGUGAACUGACAUUUGAUAGACCAGAGAUUACUAAAGGUCAGAUGAGAUAAGAUAGAUGAAUUUCCCAUGACAAGGAUCUCUCUCAUUCCCACAACUAGAAACGUAUAUAUUAUCCAAAAAAAAAGGUUAGAGGUAGACCUGCUAUGAAUUAUAUUUUUUUCGCCGAUAGGAUUGAUAAGCUGCGCGAGUAUGAAUUGGCGUUUACCCCCUGAGGAAAAAAAAGAAACGUUACUGUCUGCAAACACGCCUCGGCCGUGUAUCUGAGAAAACAAAGUCUAUAUCUCUGGAUUCUAUUACUGCUCGUUAAGUAAGAUUCUCUAAACGCUUCUGUUGGAAUUAUAGCUUUUGGUGUUGUUUUUUGCUUUUUUUUUUGGUCAGUCAUGUUGUAGCUAGUUUUUAUGUGAUGACUGUUACGAUUUUAACAACCAACUCACGAAAGAAUUGUAACGCUUUAGUUAGGCGCGUGUUUGGGGACUGUCUGGUUUCGCCCCUCUUAUUUCUGUUGGACUUAUUAUUAACAGAAGAUUACUUUCUUUUAUUCUUGUGAUUAAAUAUAUCCAAAUUUAACUAAAAGUUACAAUAGUUUCAUCCUAAUAUAAAAAGAAUUAUAACAAAUUUAUUAGUUUAUGAUAAACUAUUUCUAUUGUAAGAUGUCAUUUAAACAAAUAAUGUCCUUAAAAGAGCAAAUUUUCGGCUUAUGCCAAAUAUUUUCGAUUUAAAAGCAAUAUGUCAACUUAGGGAGCUGGUUGGUAAAAUAAAAUUAUUAUGUGCAUUUUCCA
Molecule: messenger RNA, 2570 nt
Organism: Nematostella vectensis (starlet sea anemone)
Lineage: Eukaryota; Metazoa; Cnidaria; Anthozoa; Actiniaria; Edwardsiidae
Product: synaptic vesicle membrane protein VAT-1 homolog
Exons: 12
Coding region: 208-1722 (504 amino acids)
Molecular function (GO): oxidoreductase activity
Source: RefSeq, a predicted model, not a curated record